Messenger RNA from Diaporthe amygdali, 912 nucleotides. RefSeq lists its product as hypothetical. Gene Ontology annotation, molecular function: oxidoreductase activity. Bases 1 to 912 code for a protein of 303 amino acids. The transcript has a single exon. Lineage: Eukaryota; Fungi; Ascomycota; Sordariomycetes; Diaporthales; Diaporthaceae. The record is from RefSeq and is a predicted model, not a curated record.
AUGUCUGAGUCAGCCAUCAAAAAGGUUUUGGUUGUGGGAGCCACUGGCAAUGUCGGUAAAUCAACAUUGAAAGCAUUGUCAGAAGACGGAUUCCAAGUCACUGGACUGAGUCGACAGGUGCCCUCGGAAAGUGCCCUCGGUGACGUGAAGCUCCUUCAGACUGACUACUCUGCUUCUUCACUGCUCGAGGCUUUCAGAGGCCAAGACGCAGUCGUCAGCGCGGUCUCCAGCACCGCGCCCGGGUCACUUGAGCUUCAAAAGUCUUUGAUCGAUGUUGCCAUCGCAGCAGGCGUGAGGAUCUUCGUCCCCUCCGAGUUCGGCAUGGACACCUCGGUUCGCUCAGCACCCAACUUCAUCCCGUUUCUCGCAGAGAAAAUCGCCGUCCUCGAUUACCUCAAAGAACGCCAGGACAAGAUUUCGUGGAUUGCUGUCGUCACGGGGGCGAUGUUCGACUGGGGAUCCAAAAUUCCAGUAUUUUUGGGAUGGAAUGUGAAUGCUCGUACUGCCACAAUAUACGAUGGUGGAGACAUCUCCUACGACGCCACAAACCUGGACCAGGUUGGUAGAGCUAUAGCCAAGAGCUUGAAGAAGCCCGAGCUCACCAAGAAUCAAUACGUCUAUGUGAACAGCUUCACAGUGACGCAAAAUGAGAUUCUGAGAGCCCUGGAGAAGGUCACUGGCGAGAAAUUUACCAUAUCUCAGGGCACUGUUGAAGACCUUUGGCAGGGCGGAGCCGCGCAGUUGAAGGAAGGCAAGCCACUAGGAGUAUUGGGUAUGCUCGCCGGAACCGUUUAUGGAAAGGGAAGAAUCUCGAAUUUCUCGGCUACUCAAGUCUUAUGGAAUGUGAACAUCGGCUCGGCGCAAGAAAACCUGGACGAGUCGCUCAGGAGCUUGAUAUCGGGGGGCAAGUGA